This is a messenger RNA of Nanorana parkeri, 1253 nucleotides long. It is a transcript of the gene BAMBI, whose product is annotated as BMP and activin membrane bound inhibitor. The transcript has 3 exons. The record is from RefSeq and is a predicted model, not a curated record. NCBI's taxonomy places the organism in Eukaryota, Metazoa, Chordata, Amphibia, Anura, Dicroglossidae. Gene Ontology annotation, molecular function: frizzled binding. Bases 103 to 876 code for a protein of 257 amino acids. Gene Ontology annotation, biological process: transforming growth factor beta receptor signaling pathway; negative regulation of transforming growth factor beta receptor signaling pathway; positive regulation of canonical Wnt signaling pathway.
CUGUGGUCUCUGGGUCUGCAUGUCCCCUGCCUUGGAUGGUGACACUUUCCUCGCACAGCCCGAGAAGACGUUCAGCGGAGCCGGGGAGAGCAGGGCUUGUCAAUGGAUCGGCUAAUCUCCAUCUGGCUACAACUAGAGCUCUGUGCUAUGGCCGUUCUCCUCACUAAAGGUGAAAUUAGAUGCUACUGUGACGCUCCGCACUGUGUUGCAACUGGAUACAUGUGCAAGUCGGAAUUAAACGCCUGCUUUUCCAGGUUGCUUGACCCACAGAACAUCAAUUCACCACUCACGCACGGCUGUUUGGACUCUAUUGCAAACACAGCAGACGUGUGCAAGGCCAAAGGCGCAGGGAGCCAGAGUGGGGCAUCUAUACCCAAGUUGGAGUGCUGUCAUGAAGAUAUGUGCAAUUACAGAGGCCUGCAUGAUGUACUUUCUCACCCCAGGAGUGAAACAUCAGGCGCUGGUGGCAGGUACCAACACGAAAGCACAAGAAACCUUAUCACAAAGGUCCAGGAGCUAAAUUCCUCCAAGGAACUGUGGUUCAGAGCAGCUGUCAUAGCUGUCCCUAUAGCCGGUGGACUUAUACUGGUGCUACUUAUAAUGCUUGCACUCCGUAUGCUCCGCAGUGAGAACAAGAGACUAAAAGAUCAGCGGCAGCAGAUGCUGUCCAGACUACAUUACAGUUUUCACGGUCACCACACGAAGAAAGGACAAAUAGCCAAGUUAGACUUGGAGUGCAUGGUGCCGGUCACCGGGCACGAAAACUGUUGCUUGACCUGUGAUAAAAUGAGGCAUACAGACCUUGGCAAUGACAAAAUAAUCUCACUGGUACACUGGGGGAUGUACAGUGGACAUGGCAAGCUGGAAUUUGUAUGACCAUGUUGGACAUCUUGGUCCGGUAGAGCCUCUGCUGGGUAGAAGCACUUUAUCUUUAAACACAAACUGUUAUCCUAAGAGGAGGAAGUUGGAAUCUUCUGCACAGCGGGAUGUUUGAAGUUUUCUGGUGGAAGGUUCCAAAAGAUGUCUUAUUUGCACAGAUUAAGAGUUUAAAGGGGGGGAGGACACUUUUGUACUAUGGUUUUUUUUUUUUCUUUAUUUUGUUGAAAGACGCCAGAUGUAGAAAAGUUGUACACACUGUCACCAAGGUUUCCUGAAUUUUAGGGAGCCAAUAUUGGUUAUUGAAAUAAACUGUACACAAUGUACACAUUUCUAUAUACAUGUUUAAUGUAAAGAAUUUUUAAAUAUAUAUUUUG